AUGGGCCAGGACAAGCCGUCACAUGUGGAGCUCUUCCGUCAGGACCAAGCCCGCGUAGACUACAUCCAUCACCGGGCAUCCAACGCCAUCACCCACCUAAACCAUAUUGGCAACUUUCUUUUUACAAGAGUUCCAGCAAUCAUCGAUUAUAAUAUUAGUCGCUAUAGCUAUAUUGUCAACAUAGGCCUAGGCACUCCUACCAAGUUCUUCUCAUUUACAUUCGACACCGGUAGCGAUCUCACUUGGACCCAAUGUGUCCCCUGCGUUAAUUGUCAUACCCAAAAAAACCCAUUUUAUGACCCAGCCCAGUCCUUUACCUUCACCAACAUCCCAUGCAACUCUAAUUAUUGUACCCAACUUGAUCAAUUUGGUUGCUCCUCUACCUUCACCUGCCUCUAUGAGGAAGAAUAUGUCGAUAAUUCUAAAACUAACGGCUCCCUCAUUAAAGAUGCCUUACACUUAUCCAAUGAUAUUAUUUAUAACUUUGUCUUCGGGUGUGGAAAUAACAAUACCAGAAUUUUUGGACAUGAAGACGGGUUAUUAGGCCUCGGUCGUGGGCCUAUUUCAAUUAUCAACCAAACACCUCAAUUGUAUAACAAAAUAUUCUCAUAUUGUCUACCAUCAAGGCCCAAUACAUAUGGAUAUCUCGAACUAGGUAGCUCAGUCGUUGGUGUGAAGUAUACACCGAUGCUAACCAUUCCAGAAAUGCCAUCCUACUACUUCCUUAAUCUCACUACCAUUUCAAUCAGGGGCAAAAAGCUCGCCCUUCCACCUACUAUCUUCAGCAAACCUGGAACUAUGUUGGACUCUGGAGCAACAUUCAGCCACCUACCACCCAUUGCCUACUCCACCCUCCGUAGCAUUUUCCGAAAAGAAAUGAGCAAUUACCCAAUGGCGCCGCCACUAUUCAAUCUUGACACAUGCUAUGACUUCACUAACUACCAACAUGUGCUGGUGCCAGAGAUUUCAUUGAUCUAUGAUGGUGAAGUGACAACAAACUUACAUCACACAGGGAUACUUUUUGUGUUCAAUAAAUCUCAAGCUUGCUUACCCUUCGUUGAAAAUAUGGAUGAUAGUGAUGUUGUGAUAAUUGGUAGUAGGCAACACCUCACGUUCAAUGUAGUCUAUGAUGUGGGGAACUUACAAAUUGGCUUUGGGGCUAAUGGCUGUAGCUAG
Messenger RNA from Dendrobium catenatum, 1176 nucleotides. RefSeq names its product aspartyl protease family protein At5g10770-like. Bases 1 to 1176 code for a protein of 391 amino acids. Gene Ontology annotation, biological process: proteolysis. Lineage: Eukaryota; Viridiplantae; Streptophyta; Magnoliopsida; Asparagales; Orchidaceae. The record is from RefSeq and is a predicted model, not a curated record. Gene Ontology annotation, molecular function: aspartic-type endopeptidase activity. The transcript has a single exon.